AAAAAAAAAAAAAAAGUAAGAAAAAAUUUAUCGACUGAGGUGAGACAGAUUGAUCGUUUUAAUUUGCUAUGGAAGUUGGGUUUAAUCUGGAGGAGACGGAGCUCUGCCUCGGCCUGCCAGGUGGCGGCGCCGGAAGUGAUCCAGUGAUGAAAGCUCCAGGGAAGAGAGGCUUUUCUGAGACCGUUGAUCUCAAACUCAAACUCCAAUCCAACGAAUCUGCUGCUUCGGAUCUGGAUGAGGGCUUGAAAAGCUCUUCCAUGGAGAAAUAUGUGGGUCCCCCUAAGGAUCAUCCACUGGCCCAGCCGCCAGCCAAGGCGCAAGUGGUGGGAUGGCCACCUGUAAGGUCUUUCCGGAAGAAGGCGGCCAUGGCCCAGCAGAAGAGCUGUGAGGAGAAGAGCUUUGUUAAGGUGUCAAUGGAAGGAGCUCCUUAUCUUCGUAAAGUCGACCUCAAGAUGUACAGUAGCUAUCAGGAUUUUUCUAAUGCCCUCACCAAAAUGUUCAGUUCCUUUACUACCGGUGAUUAUGUGGCGACUUAUGAAGAUAAGGAUGGAGAUUGGAUGCUCGUCGGUGAUGUGCCCUGGGACACCAAGGGCCAUGGAAAAAUGCAAGAGCAGGAGCUGAGUGAAGAUUAAGUAUUGAAAAAGUUUGUUUCUUAAUUAUUAUUUUAAAUAUUUAUCCUUUAUAUGUGAGUUUUGUGACUGUCUUUUACUAUGUUGUAGUAUACACAUAUGGAAAAGUAUGUGGACAACUGUAAUGAAGAAGAAGCAAAUGCACUCAUCUGUUAUUAUUAUCUUUUAAAGGCUUUAUUAAUUAUUGCCUUGCAUGCUUAAUAAUUACCUCCUUAUUCUUUUGAUAUAUCAUAUAUCAUGUUAGUACAUGUAUGCUGCCACAGUUGUGUUCUUGUGUAUAUUCUCUUUGCUUCAAAUUUAAG
This is a messenger RNA of Striga asiatica, 931 nucleotides long. The record is from the annotation of a GenBank genome assembly. NCBI's taxonomy places the organism in Eukaryota, Viridiplantae, Streptophyta, Magnoliopsida, Lamiales, Orobanchaceae.